AUGACCUACAUGCUUGCAAAUAAGAAAGAAGGACAUCAUGUGCACCUCGGGUACCGACAGCGUAAGCUGGUGAUCCGGGCCUUAAAGCUGGACCGGGUACUAGAGCUUGUUCCUCGUCAGAUAUUUGGCAGUGACCUUCAGAUGGAUCUGCCUAGUUCUUGGACCGAGAGGUGUGUUCACUGGAUUGACAUUGAUUCCAAAAUCCUGGAGAUUCGCCGCCAUCCACGGAUCUGGAAAAAGAGUAGUUCGACCUUAGACUUCACCAGUCGAAGAGCGCAACAUCGACAAGCCUUUCUGGUUGACCCACAUAGCAGACUAUUCCAAACUGUGGCCCAAAUUUUCCAUCACUUUGAAGAACCCCAUAUGUUAACGGUCAUACAACCUUUCCAUGGAAGCUUAUGCGUGGAGUUAAAGCGCAUGGACCUCACAUUCCAUGUCAACCGGAAACGGCUCUUGCAGUGUCAACAAUUAUUCGCAGAGGUAGAUCCAGACCAGGACCCAGGGACUGUCUACAGGCUCCGGAGCAUGAUUGUGCUUCGAAACGUAUUCAACCGAUUGCAAAGAAGUGUAAUCACCACCAUGGGUAACAUACAGUACCAACGCCAUGACAUGCAUGUGCUCGUAUUUAUCGAGAACACCGGAUCCUAUGCAAGAUAUUCAAUCGAUGACGUGCUUCGACGGCUGAUAAGUCCACCGCAGCCUCGUCUUCUCUACCACAAAGCGCAAUUACAUGCUUUCACUUCCUGUUUCAUUCAAGAUCCCCUUACAGGUCGUACAGGAACCGAGGAGGCUCUCAGUUCUCUACAAUCAGGGCUCUAUAAACCUUGGGCUCCUUUGAGUGCUGGAACUAUCGAUAUACUUCUCAAGAUCUCGAGUCUGACUCCCCAGAGAGAGUAUUAUCUAAAGACCCAAAAGCUUCAGCAAUCUGCACACUGGGAUCCCGACCUCACCAUAUCUAUUCAAAAUGAUUCCUACGAGCCGGAGGUAAGUGGCCUUAUAUUUAAGUCCGAACAGCUUGCGCUAUUCCACUUUGAUGCUGCCAAUCCAAAUGUGGCCCCUCGAUCUGCAGAGUCUCAUCUUCAGGAACGGUCCCGUUGGCGACGAUCCCUUUUCGAGCGAAAUGGGACUCCCAAUAUAUCCCUUGAUCCCCCACAGGAUGCUCUGUACAUUGCUCGGGAUCGCUGGCGUAUCUCUAAACGUACUUCCAACGUGCGCGAAAUUGUAUUUUUGCUGCACCGGCGACCAUCGAAGCUCCGAACAAUAGAAAAUCUGAUCAAAAUAUUACGAAAUUCGCCUAUCAUCGGCGGAUAUACUAGCUCGCUAUCAGGAUCGCUACAAGAGUGCCUGAGCAUUGAUUUGGCUCUUGAAUGGGGCAGCUUGGUCUAG
Messenger RNA from Penicillium nucicola, 1386 nucleotides. RefSeq lists its product as uncharacterized. The transcript has a single exon. Bases 1 to 1386 code for a protein of 461 amino acids. NCBI's taxonomy places the organism in Eukaryota, Fungi, Ascomycota, Eurotiomycetes, Eurotiales, Aspergillaceae. The record is from RefSeq and is a predicted model, not a curated record.